Molecule: messenger RNA, 785 nt
Organism: Arabidopsis arenosa
Lineage: Eukaryota; Viridiplantae; Streptophyta; Magnoliopsida; Brassicales; Brassicaceae
Source: the annotation of a GenBank genome assembly
CAUCCCCUGAUUCCAACCAACAACAACAUUCCAAACUCAUACAAUAACGAUCAAUCUCACAAACUACAAUACAAUGGAGGCCACACUACUUUCUUCGCCGGCUUCGAUUUCACCACUCCGAUUCCAUCCACUUAUGUUUUCUCAAAGAAUCACCAUUUCCAAGAAGAAGACGAUGACGAUGAGCGUCUCUGCUGCGGCUUCUUCAGGAAAAGACCAUUACUACGGAGGAGGAAGAUUGGUGGAUGAGAAUAUGAUCGUUCUUAGGAAACGCAUCCACGAGAUGAAGAUGGUCGAGCGUAACUACGAGCCUCCUUCUCACUGGAUGGAUUGGGAGAAACGUUUCUACAGCAGCUACGACUCUGUUAUCUGCGACUCCGUUGGUCUUCUUCAGAGCUUCCUCAUGAACUCUCGCCCUACUGUAGCAAUCGCAACGCUGCUUUUCCUCCUCGUCAGCAUUCCUGUUUCCUCCACCGCGAUCGCGUUUCGUCUUCUUGAUCUCUUUCAUUGGCUUCUCGCCGCCGCUACAUCAGCCCACGUGGCUUGAUCUCAUUUUUUUUUCUUAGUUGCUUACAAAUUCUUUUUAUAUAUUUAAUUAUGUGAAUAAAUAGAUUUGUAAACCACCAAUUCUUUUAUUAUUUAUCUGAUGAUUUUUUUUUACAUUAGCUUAAGCCUUAAGAUAUGUGUAAAUUAAGUCUCGUUUGUUAUUAAAUGCUUACAUGGGGUUUGUAACUUUAUCUUGAUAUGUCAAUGCGAUGAAAUAAUAGUAAUCAAAUAUACAUUCUAGU